Arvicola amphibius (Eurasian water vole) is the source of this 324-nucleotide messenger RNA. Its product is annotated as gamma-aminobutyric acid receptor-associated protein-like 2. Gene Ontology annotation, cellular component: cytosol; autophagosome membrane; autophagosome. Gene Ontology annotation, biological process: autophagy of mitochondrion; autophagosome assembly; cellular response to nitrogen starvation. The record is from RefSeq and is a predicted model, not a curated record. Bases 1 to 324 code for a protein of 107 amino acids. NCBI's taxonomy places the organism in Eukaryota, Metazoa, Chordata, Mammalia, Rodentia, Cricetidae. The transcript has a single exon. Gene Ontology annotation, molecular function: ubiquitin protein ligase binding.
AUGUUUAAGGAGGACUACUCACUGGAACGUAGACGCGUGGAAUCUGUGAAGAUCAGAGCGAAGUACCCCGACCGGAUUCCGGUGAUUGUGGAAAAGGUCUCAGGCACUCAGAUUGUUAACACUGACAAAAGGAGGUACUUGGUUUCAUCUGACAUCACCAUGGCUCAGUUCAUGUGGAUCAUCAGGAAAAGGAUUCAGCUUCCUUCUGAGAAGACGAUCUUCCUGUUUGUGGACAAGACAGUCCCACAGUCCAGCCUAACUAUGGGGCAGCUUUACCAGAAGAAAAAGAAUGAAGAUGGAUUCUUGUAUGUAGCCUACAGCUGA